This is a messenger RNA of Caenorhabditis sp. 36 PRJEB53466, 261 nucleotides long. Lineage: Eukaryota; Metazoa; Nematoda; Chromadorea; Rhabditida; Rhabditidae. The record is from the annotation of a GenBank genome assembly.
AUGAGGGCCGUUUCGAUGUGUCUCCUCCUGCUCUGCACCGUCCUUCUUCUCGUCACGUCGGAGAGAAGCCGUGCUCUGUGCGUGCGCACGCUCCAACAGCACUUUGCAAACGUUUGUGCCGAAAAUUGUCAACCAGCAAUCGGUAAGCACCGUUUCUUUUUGAGAUCCCAAUGUUACCCUUUUUUUGCAGACGUGGCUAUCGACGCGUGCUUCACAAGACAAACUGAUGAGAGCGUCCUCACCAACUCGUGUUUGUGUUAA